AUGAAAUUCAAGCAGAAGCAGCGUGAGGAGCAGGCCGAGCCAGACGGCACAGAGGGUGAGUCCCACUCAUAGAUAUACAAUAUGUAAAGCAUUAGUCCCAUUCCCAGUCCCACUCAUAGAAAUAGAACAUGUAAGACAGACAGUGCCACAUGAAAGUCAGGCAGGAGAUCAUUUCUAGAGAACAAAUUCCAACCUCCAGAAAUUAUUUGAAAUGAUGGAUGUGGGUGAAUCAAAACCUAACUCACAAAGAAGCUAGCUAAACUAUUUUGGCAGUGUGACAUUAAAAAUAAGUGAUCUUGUGUUCCUGAUUCUGUUGUUGUUGGUUCUCUCUCCAGUGGCUGAUAAAAUCGGCUACCUGCUGGGCCUGAACUCAGCUGAGAUGUUGAAGGCUCUGUGCUACCCCAGAGUGAAGGUCGGCAACGAGUAUGUGACCAAGGGACAGACUGUGGCUCAGGUAAGGCAGCCUACCAUUUUCUGAGCACUGGAAUUAUUUUGGGGACAAGUGCAUUGCUUUUGUUUUUCCCAAGCUCGUAUCACCUUAUCACUGGACAUGGUCAAUAUCUCCUGUAUUAAUUUGAGGUGUUAUCAUUGCAGGUUAAUAACUCAGUCAGCGCUCUGGCCAAGUCUAUCUAUGAGAGGAUGUUCUUGUGGAUGGUCAUCCGUAUCAAUGAAAUGUUGGACACCAAUUAGCCAAGGCAGUUCUAUAUCGGUGUGCUUGACAUUGCCGGGUUUGAGAUCUUUGAUGUGAGUAUGAGAUCAGAACUAGACAAUUAGUUGUGAUUGAGAUGGAUUACAGCCUUGUAUGAUGAAAUUAUCCCUUUUAAAACUCCAUCAACAGUACAACAGCAUGGAACAGCUGUGCAUCAACUUCACCAAUGAGAAACUGCAACAGUUUUUCAACCACACCAUGUUCGUCCUGGAGCAAGAGGAGUACAAGAAGGAGGGAAUCAUCUGGGCCUUCAUUGACUUUGGCAUGGACUUGGCUGCCUGCAUCGAGCUUAUUGAGAAGGUAAACUGUCUGUGAGGAUUAUAUUGGACCGCAACAGCAAAGCUCAUAGGGAGCGCUGUGUGAGACAUUAUCACAGUUUUACAACGCAUCUGACUGUUGAGAACUCAAUAUGUUUCCUAUUAUGUGCCCUUAAAUGAAUAUAAUCCUAUAAUAGCAUGUUUGCUAAAGGAAUAUAUGUGAUCCUAAAUGGAAAUAUCACUAAUUUCAUUUACAUCUCUUUUCGUAAAGCCAUUGGGCAUCUUCUCCAUCCUUGAAGAGGAGUGCAUGUUCCCCAAGUCUUCAGACACUACCUUCAAGGACAGGCUGUACGCCCAGCAUCUAGGGAAAACACAGGUGUUUGAGAAGCCCAAGCCUGCCAAAGGCAAGGCAGAGGCCCACUUCUCCCUGGUGCACUACGCCGGUACUGUGGACUACAACAUCACUGGCUGGCUGGAGAAGAACAAGGACCCCCUGAACGACUCAGUUUGUCAGUUAUACGGGAAGUCAGGAGUCAAAAUUCUGGCUGCCCUGUAUCCCGCUGCCCACCUGAGGGUAAGUAUCAAGUCAAAAUAUUUAAUUAGGCACUAGCUACAACUCAGACCCACAUUUUCUUUAAAAUAGCUUUGAAUGUAUCACAAUUUUUCCCCAAUUUCUCGGGUUUAUCCUGGGAAUUUUCAUCUCUCGGUUAAAGGGGAAUUUAAAUUUUUGGCAGGGCCCCCCCAAAAAUUCACAUAGAAAAUGGAGUUGUAAUAUCUCAUUCUACUAAAGCAAGUCUAAGAAGCGAUAGAAAGUUUUUUUUUUCAUCUUUUAUUCGGUUUUGUAAUCAGCUUUAAAAGUGGGGUUCUAGAAAAAUAUUUUUACAGCCGUUUAAAUGGUAUAAGAUUUUGACACUAGCGCUAAUUUUUUUUACAUGGGUUUUUGAAAAGAAAAAGGGAUUAGGGGUUUCUUUUGAUCCCCAUUUGUUUGCCCCCCUUUUGGAAUUUUCCUUUUACUUUUACUUCCCAAGCCAGGAGACCCCUGGGUUAAAAAAAAUUUAAAAUUGGCUUAAAACUAAGGGGCUUAGUGCCCUAAAUGAAAUUCAAAAGGGGGGGGAAAAAGGGGGAAAAGGAAAAUCCCCCCUAAAUUUAAUUUGUAAAGCUUUUUCCCCUUCCCUUUUAAAGAAAUGCCCAUUUUAAAAGACAUCCUAAAGCGGGGAGAACUAGGGGAAAAAAAAAUAGAAAAUUUUAAAAGGAGGGGGAAUCCCAACCCGAAUAUAAACUUUUUGGCGGGGAAAAAAAAAGGACUUUGCCGAUUUUUUUUUUGGGCCCCCGGGUAAAAUCGGCUCCGGGGCCCCCGGGGGGAAAAAAAAAGGCUUACCCCCUAAGGCCAAACUUUUUAAAAAGUUUAGUAAAGGGCCCCCAUUUCUCAGGUUUUUUUGGGGGAAAAUUUUCUUUUUUUUUAAGUGUUUUUCCCUUUCCCGGGGCACAAAUUCCUGUUUUAAUUUGGGGGUUUUUUAAUUUUCAUUAAAUAACCAGUCAGGCUUUGGGGUUAUUUUGGGGUUUUUUUUUCACCCUUUUAAAAAAAUUUACAAAAAAUGAAAGGAUUCUUACGGUGGGCUUUUCCGGGUUAAACCUUUAAAAGGGGAGAGGUCAAAUGAAUUUUUUAUUAAUAAAAAAACCCUUUAUUUUAAAACCCAAAAAAAAAAAUAAACAGAACGUGGAACCGGUUUAAAAAACCCCCCUGAGAAAGAAAAUUUUUCCCAAAAAAAUUUUUUUCUGGGAAAAAGGGCAAGGGGAGGGUUCCGGGGUUUUUUAAUUUUUUUAAAAAUCCAAAAGGGGAGAAGGAAAGUUGGGGGUUUUUCCGAAAGAAAGUUGGGGUGUUAACUUAAAAAUUUUUUUAAACCAAAGAUUUUAAAAAUAAAUUUUUCCCAACCCCCUUAAAAAAAAUUUUAAAAGCAUUUUCUAAAAUUUUGUGUUAAAACCCUUUUUCAAAUUUUUUGUAAAAGCCUUGGGCAUUUUCCCUCCUUGAAAAUAUUUUCCCAAGUUUAGUAUUAAACGGGUUUUUUUCCCCAGCCGGGAAAAAAAGGGGGAAACCCAAAGGAAAGGGGGGAAACCCCACCCCCGGGGAAACCCCUAUUGACAUUUUCUUUAAUAGCUUUGAAUCCGUUAGGGUAAGUAUCAGUCAAAAUUUAAUAGGCACUAGCUACAACUCAGACCACAUUUCUUAAAUGCUUGAAUGUACUGUAUCACAAUUGUAUCACAAUUUUCUCAGGGUUUAUCACUGGGUCCAAUUCUAACUCAUACUCUCGGUUAAAGUGGACAAUUUGUAACUUUUUGGGCAGCCCCACCAAAUUCAACAUUAGAAGUGUGAGUUGUAGAUAUCUCAUUCUACUUGAAAGCAAGUCUAAGAAGCGAUAGAUUAAGUUUUGUUUUUGCAUCUUUACUUUCGGUUUUGUACAUCAGCUUCAAACAGCUGGUUCUAGAAAAUAUAUUUCACAGCCGUUAAGCUGGUAUAAUGAUUCUGUACACUAUGCUAGCUAAUUUUUUUCACAUAGGUUUUAGCAACCAGGAAAUGGCGGAGAGAUUUCUGCAUUGUGCAACUUUAAUUUAAUUAUAUAAUAGGUGUUAUUUUACACAAAUCUCAUUGGUCACAUUUGCAUCUAGAUAAGUGUGAAGUUAACCAGAGAUUCUCUGGUUUAUAAUUAGUGUGCUUGCUGAAGAAAAGACCACUCUUGAUUUCUUACAUACUCUUAUUAUUAUUCUAUUUAUUCCACCCGCUCUAGGAAAUGUACUUUUCUAGUUAUCUUGAACUUUUCCCCAUUUUAACAGAUACAAGCAAGAAAGGAGGCAUGAAGAAGGGUGGUUCCAUGCAGACUGUGUCCUCCCAGUUCAGGGUGAGCUUUUGAAAUGUGUAUUCAGUCCUUCAAAAGGUGCCUUGAUUAUCAUAAAUGAUGUCUGAGAAAAUGGUUUGUAACCCUCUUACAGGAGAACUUACAUAAGCUGAUGACCAACUUGAGGAGCACUCAUCCUCACUUUGUGCGCUGCCUGAUCCCCAACGAGUCAAAGACUCCAGGUACCAUAAAUAUUGAGUUAAAUAUGUCAUCUUAUCAGUACAGUAUCAGUGACUUUAACAAUCUCAAUCUUUAACCUGUUUAUGUGUAUUAAACGAGACUUGGUUUGUUUUACCAGGUCUGAUGGAGAACUUCCUGGUUAUCCACCAGCUCAGGUGUAAUGGUGUACUGGAGGGUAUCAGGAUCUGCAGAAAGGGCUUCCCCAGCAGAAUCCUUUAUGCUGAUUUCAAGCAGAGGUACACACACUUAAACACAAAUACGCAAAUGCACACAAUCACAGAGAGAGAUCUUCUCCAAGGGUUUUCCAGCAUCAGAAUAGUCUGACCUUAUAAGUAAUACAGUCAGGUCCAAAAUGACUGGCACUCUUGCUAAGAUGAGCAGGAAAGACUGGUAUCAAAUGUAUAAUUAAUUAAUAAUGAAUUAAUAUGCCAUUUAGCAGACGCUUUUAUCCAAAGCGACUUACAGUCAUGCGUGCAUACCUUUUUGUGUAUGGGUGGUCCCGGGGAUCGAACCCACUACCUUGGCGUUACAAGCGCCGUGCUCUACCAGCUGAGCUACAGAGGACAUACUGAAAUAUAUUGUAUGGUCAAACAUUUGUGACAGUUAUAUUAUUUUAUACUAAUACAAUUGUUCAGAGAAAAAUAGUUAAAAUAAUAUAAUUUUGUUUGAUUUGUUUAGUGUUUUUUGCUCAUCUUCAUCAAGGGUGACCUCACUGUAAUAAUUAUAAUUAUGACCUCACUGUAUAACCAACCUAUUACAGCUUGGCAUACUUGAAAACUGUCUCCUCAUUCAGGUACAAAGUACUGAAUGCCAGUGUCAUCCCUGAGGGCCAGUUCAUGGACAACAAGAAGGCUUCUGAGAAGCUGCUUGGUUCCAUUGAUGUGAAUCACGAAGAUUACAAGUUUGGACACACCAAGGUCAGUCAAAUACCCCCAGCAAAAGCUGACAACAAAACACAACUUCAAUGAUAAUUUAAACCCUUACCAUAUAAAAUCUCUGCAGUUGAUCUAUCCAUCCUUUUGUUCUUUCUUCUUCAUUUAACUAAAGGAAAAGGUGGAAAAACAUUGUAAUGUUUUUGUCUUCAAAGUCAUACAAGUAUAGAAGAGAAACUAAACUCAUUAUCAUGUGCAUUGUGUUAGAGUGGUAUGGCUGCAGUUAUCUGCAUCUGUGUACAUUAUUAAUCUACAACUGUACAAUAACUAACAACUUAGAAACAUCAUAUCCCAUGGUUUGUUUGUUAGCAUUGCAAAGUUAAUGUUGUUCAAAUCAAUCUAGUGGAGAUGUUCCCCUCUUUUGAUUCAACCCUUUCUAUCUGUCACCAUCUGUGGUUCCAUUGACCAUGUUUACCUGUGUCUCAGGUGUUCUUCAAAGCCGGUCUGCUGGGUGUUCUGGAGGAGAUGAGAGAUGAGAAGCUGGCCACUCUGGUCGGCAUGGUCCAGGCUCUCAGCCGUGGAUUCCUCAUGAGGAGAGAGUUUAGCAAGAUAAUGGAGAGGAGGUGAGGAAUAGUGGACAUCUUGGCAAAGCUUUCUGUCAACCACCUGUAUCUAAUGCAUUAUGAUUACAUGCUGUAUAUGCUGUGAGUUGUUCAGAAUAAGAAAGUUCAUCUUAUAAUGCUCUAUUAAAGCUAGAAUCCUUAAUUGAAACAUUAACAAAGAGGAAACCCCACCUCUGUUUUGGUAUACAGCUGUGGGAUGGGCCUGGAGCAUUGCAACUAUUCUCUAAUUGGUAGACAGAGAUAUGGUGAUAGUUUUAAGCUUGUUUUGAGUCCAUACAGUGUUUGUUUCCAUUUACAUUGUUUGCAAAUAUUGUAGUAAAACAAGCUUAUAUUUGGGGUUAAUUAAUUUAUAAGUCCAUUUAUAAAUCCAAAAAUGGAUGUAGCAGUUAAGGAUUAUAUCAUUGUAGCUUCAGUUUGGCAUCUGUUCAAUUGUCUUUUAAAUGUGUGGUAUUUACCCAUUCAUUCUUGAAGAACAUAAAAUGCCUCAUGAGCUUAGCAUGCAUGACCUGUCAAUCCUUGCAUCUAGAGUUCGGGGCGUUCCAUUUUGUUGUUCUUCUAAUCCCUGAAUGUUGCUUUAAGCAUGUCACUCACCAUGCCACUAUAUCCUUUCUGUCGACCAGAGAUUCCAUCUUCACCAUCCAGUACAAUUUCCGCUCAUUCAUGAAUGUGAAACACUGGCCAUGGAUGAAGGUCUAUUACAAGAUCAAGCCCCUGCUGAAGAGCGCUGAGACUGAGAAGGAGCUGGCCAACAUGAAGGAGAACUAUGAGAAGAUGAAGACAGACCUGGCCAAGGCUCUGGCCAAGAAGAAGGAGUUGGAGGAGAAGUUGGUGUCCCUGGUGUAGGAGAAGAAUGACCUGGCGCUCCAAGUUGCAUCUGUGAGUGAACAACAACCCUCAUAUGGGUACAUUUACACACAAAUGAAUACACACAUGAACACACACACACACACUGUAAAGUAUGUGGCAAACUCAUAACAUUUUUAUUGCCAAUGUAAUAUGCUGUAUUUAUUUCAUGAAUUUAUAUUGAUUUGCUCUGACCUCUUUGACUAAAGUGUAUAUUUUGAUACACAAAGUGAGGCCGCAGAUCUUUUCUCCUGCUCUGAAACCAGGAUUCAGAAAAUCUGAACGAUGCUGAGGAAAGGUGCGAGGGGCUCAUCAAGAGCAAGAUCCAGCUGGAGGCCAAACUCAAAGAGACGACCGAGAGGCUGGAGGAUGAGGAGGAGAUCAAUGCUGAGUUGACUGCCAAGAAGAGGAAGCUGGAGGAUGAGUGCUCUGAGCUGAAGAAGGACAUUGAUGACCUGGAGCUCACCCUGGCCAAAGUGGAGAAGGAGAAGCACGCCACUGAAAACAAGGUCUAGUUUCUUACCAUAGACAGUCUAACCAAACAAUAAUCCAAACAAUAAUCAACUCAAAACAUAGCUUAACAAUAAUGGAAUUCAAGUUGUAUUGUGGGUGCAGGAAAAAUUAAGACACAACAGUUGAAUUUCAGUUGCGGGGUACUCCCCACAUUCAUUGCAUGUUCUGUUCCCCCUCAUUUAUGACUUCCAUUCAGAACACUGGCAUAGUGUACACUGCCAUCUAGUGUUACAUCUAUAGUACAGUACAUGUUGACACAUUUCUAAUUUAAACGAACGCAAUACAUAACAAACUAAAUCUCCCCUUUAUGGUGAAAUAUAAUUAUGUUUGACCAUUUUCAGGUUAAAAACCUGACAGAGGAGAUGGCAUCUAUGGAUGAGAGUGUUGCCAAGCUGACCAAGGAGAAGAAAGCCCUCCAAGAGGCCCACCAGCAGACACUGGACGACCUGCAGGCAGAGGAGGACAAAGUCAACACUCUGACCAAGGCCAAGACCAAGCUGGAACAGCAAGUGGAUGACGUGAGUGGAGUUCGACAUUUUAAAAAUGAUAGAAUGUAAGAUGAUAUUAUCUUCAGUUGUUUAGAUUUUAACAAUAUAUUUGUUUUUAUCUUAUAGCUUGAGGGUUCUCUGGAGCAAGAGAAGAAGCUCCGUAUGGACCUAGAGAGAUCCAAGAGAAAGCUGGAGGGAGAUCUGAAACUGACCCAGGAGUCCAUAAUGGACCUGGAGAAUGACAAGCAGCAGGCUGAUGAGAAAAUCAAGAAGUAAACACAAACAAAUGACUACAGUAUCAGCUGCUAUAAUGGUUGUUCUUGAUUAAUUAUGAAUUAGCAUUUGCAAGUGAUUCUUAAAAGCAACGUGAAUGUUUUAUACUCCCUUUACACUAUCAAACCUAAACCAACUCUGCAAUCAACGUGUUUGUGUUUUUUAGGAAGGAGUUUGAGACCACUCAGCUCCUCAGCAAGAUUGAGGAUGAGCAGUCACUGGGAGCUCAGCUGCAGAAGAAGAUCAAGGAACUCCAGGUACAGUACAAGAUCAAAGGAUCUAAGCUCCAGACACACUGAAUAAUUUCCUGAAAUAAACGGACACAUUUGUCCAUGUGACUUCUGAUGGCUCGGUAGGUGUUUCCUGCUGACAUUUCCUACCAUUGUAAAGACGGUGCUUGUGGUCCUCUGUAGCUCAGCUGGUAGAGCACAGCGCUUGUAACGCCAAGGUAAUGGGUUCGAUCCCCGGGACCACCCAUACACAAAAAUGUAUGCACGCAUGACUGUAAGUCGCUUUGGAUAAAAGCGUCUGCUAAAUGGCAUAUUAUUAUUAUUAUUACAUACUAUUAUUAUUUUGUUAGGUUCAAUUGUUUCAACUGUAUUGUAGUGUUAAUCCCCCCUGCUCCUGUCCCCUGUUCUAGGCCCGUAUUGAGGAGCUGGAGGAGGAAAUUGAGGCUGAGCGUGCUGCCAGGGCUAAGGUUGAGAAGCAGAGGGCCGAUCUCUCCAGGGAACUUGAGGAGAUCAGCGAGAGGCUGGAGGAGGCCGGAGGCGCCACUGCUUCUCAGAUUGAGAUGAACAAGAAGCGUGAGGCUGAGUUCCAGAAGCUGCGUCGUGAUCUUGAAGAGUCCACCCUGCAGCAUGAGGCCACAGCCGCCGCUCUGCGCAAGAAGCAGGCCGACAGUGUGGCUGAGCUCGGGGAGCAGAUCGACAACCUGCAGUGCGUCAAGCAGAAGCUGGAGAAGGAGAAGAGCGAGUACAAGAUGGAGAUUGAUGACCUCUCCAGCAACAUGGAGGCCGUCGCCAAGGCUAAGGUGAGUAGUGAUGUUUUGGUCAAGCAUUGUUGAGGAGUGUCAACUACAUUACCAUUCAAGUGAACUGAAGUUAACAGCAGUCCCAUAUAUAAAGUAAUGAUGGUACAUGUUUCACUAACAGGGCAAUCUGGAGAAGAUGUGUUGUACUCUUGAGGACCAGCUGAGCGAGCUCAAGACUAAGAAUGAUGAGAAUGUUCGCCAGGUCAACGACAUCAGUGGACAGAGGGCCAGACUCCUGACAGAAAAUGGUACCAUCAACAAUGAACUACAACCCAAUGCUUUCCUUCAGUAGAACACAAUAACAUGUGUUGGGGGCUGUAUCCACAUAAUUUCUACUGUACUAUUCACCACCUAACAUUGCCGUACAAUACCUCACAAUACAUUUUCAAUCUUAGAGAACAGAGACCCUAUUAACUAGAUAUCCCUCUAUCCCUGCAGGAGAGUUUGGCCGCCAGCUGGAGGAGAAGGAAGCCCUGGUGUCUCAGCUGACCAGAGGAAAACAGGCCUUCACCCAGCAGCUGGAGGAGCUGAAGAGGGCGAUUGAGGAGGAGGUCAAGGUAAGGGACCCAAAAUGGACUCCACUGACCACAGAGUUUAGAGCCAUAUCUUCAUAUAGAUGGUGGCUAUGCCACCCUUAGAGUCUUCUACUAAUGUAAUUUGUUUGUCUAUCUCUCUAAUCUCUCUUUCUCUUUCUCUUUCACAGGCUAAAAAUGCACUGGCCCAUGGUGUCCAGUCUGCCCGUCAUGACUGUGACCUCCUGAGGGAGCAGUUUGAGGAGGAGCAGGACGCCAAGGCAGAGCUGCAACGCGGCAUGUCCAAGGCCAACAGUGAGGUGGCUCAGUGGAGGACUAAGUAUGAAACUGAUGCCAUCCAGUGCACAGAGGAACUGGAGGAAGCCAAGUGAGUCGCACGCAACAGCAACAACUCAAAUAUAGGGUGUGGAUGGUGUGGAGGGUAGGGGGCUCUGAGAAAAUGUUACGUCAAUAUAUAUUGUAACAUAUGUUUCAAACCGAAAAACCACCCUCUGUUGUACAACAGGAAGAAGCUGGCCCAGCGUCUGCAGGAGGCUGAGGAGACCAUUGAGGCGACCAACUCCAAGUGUGCCUCCCUGGAGAAGACCAAGCAGAGGCUGCAGGGAGAGGUGGAGGACCUCAUGAUUGACGUUGAGAGAGCCAACGCAUUGGCCGCCAACCUCGACAAGAAGCAGAGGAACUUUGAUAAAGUCAAAAUUAAAAACUACAUUUUCUGCUAUAUAAUCAAUUGAAGUAUAAUUGUAGCAUGUUUCUGAUUCAAAUCUCUUCAUCUAUGACUUCUAAUGAAAAUCCCAUGUGUUUCCCUAGGUUCUGGCAGAGUGGAAGCAGAAGUAUGAGGAGGGUCAGGCUGAGCUGGAAGGAGCUCAGAAGGAGGCUCGCUCUAUGAGCACUGAACUCUUCAAGAUGAAGAACUCCUACGAGGAGGCUCUGGAUCAUCUGGAGACUCUAAAGAGAGAGAACAAGAACCUGCAACGUGAGCAUUUGACAGCAAUUCUAUUUGGCUCAUGUUUGACUAAUGUUUUGAAAAUGGAGGGAACUGUAAUCAUCAAAACUACUAUUACAGAGUUUACAUGUACAGUAUACAAAUAUAUACAGUAAAUGGAACAUGUAAUUGCUAUUGCUUUUAACAACCCAAGGAAGUUGAGGGCAAUUAAAAUUGUAAGACCGUAUGAAGUGCUGUUAAUUAAUUAACUGUUAUCAUGAUUCAAUGUCAACUUCAGUGCAUUGGCGAUAUCCACUGAAAAUCUCCCAAGUCUAAACUGCUCCUGUGUGUGUGUGUGUGCAGAGGAGAUCUCUGACCUGACUGAGCAGAUCGGAGAGACUGGCAAGAGCAUCCAUGAGCUGGAGAAGGCCAAGAAGACCGUGGAGACAGAGAAGUCUGAGAUAUAGACCGCUCUGGAGGAGGCUGAGGUACAAACUACAGCUGUUUGAUAGGAAAAGCAGUGUUACACUAGCAAUGCCAGCUACAUUCAAAUGCUCCCUGCUUUGGUGUUCAUAUAUAUAUAUAUUUAAUUCCAUGUACACAUCCAAAUAUAUUGAACAAUUCACCUGACUGCUUCUCUUUGUCCAGGGCACACUGGAGCACGAGGAAUCCAAGAUUCUGCGUGUGCAGCUGGAGCUAAACCAGAUCAAGGGUGAGGUGGACAGGAAGAUUGCUGAGAAGGAUGAGGAGAUGGAGCAGAUCAAGAGGAACAGCCAGAGGGUGGUUGACUCCAUGCAGAGCACCCUGGACUCUGAGGUCAGGAGCAGGAAUGACGCCCUGAGGGUGAAGAAGAAGAUGGAGGGAGACCUGAACGAGAUGGAGAUCCAGCUGAGCCACUCCAACAGGCAGGCCGCUGAGGCCCAGAAACAGCUGAGGAAUGUCCAGGGACAGCUCAAGGUAAAGGGAAUGUUCAAAAAUCUGAACAUGGAGAGGGAUUUGUUUGUGAAUCUGUAAAAAAUAAUAGAACAGAGGACUUGAAUAGAGUGGACUAUGUACUAAAGGUAGAGAUAUUGGGUAAACUCUUUCCAAUUAACAUUUCUAUCACCAAUCCUUUCGCCCCUACUUCCACUAAAACUUUAAAACUUUAAAUUACUUCCACAAGUCCUAAUGAACCUAUGUAAUUGUGAAAUCCAGGAUGCCCAAGUGCACCUUGAUGACGCCGUCCACGCCGCAGAGGACAUGAAGGAGCAGGCAGCCAUGGUGAAGCGCAGAAACGGUCUGAUGGUGGCUGAAAUCGAGGAGCUGAGAGUUGCUCUGGAGCAGACAGAGAGAGGCCGCAAAGUGGCUGAGACUGAGCUGGUAGACGCCAGCGAGCGUGUUGGACUGCUGCACUCCCAGGUAUGGGUCAAAAGCCAUUUCCAAUUAAACUCAACCAAGCAUACUGUUUACACACCUGGAAUUCGACAUUGCUUGCUUUUAGAUUUUCAUAAUUUAAGCCUUGUGACUUGUGAGUCAAACAAAUUGUCAUGUUUCCUCCUUCAGAACACCAGCCUUCUGAACACUAAGAAGAAGCUGGAGACUGACCUGGUGCAGGUGCAGGGAGAGGUGGACGACAUCGUCCAGGAGGCCAGGAAUGCAGAGGAGAAGGCCAAGAAGGCCAUCACUGACGUGAGUCCUGGAAUUACAUCAACUUGAUUUGUCCCCAAGGUCCAAUUGUAGCUGGGCUGGUUAAGAACAACAAAGAUCUCAGAGGAAUGUUAUGAUUGGUGCCAAUUGGUGCAUUAAUUAAACAAACUACUUUGCCAGGCGGCCAUGAUGGCUGAGGAGCUGAAGAAGGAGCAGGACACCAGCUCUCACCUGGAGAGGAUGAAGAAGAACCUGGAGGUCACUUUCAAGGACCUGCAGCACCGCCUGGAUGAGGCUGAGAAUCUGGCCAUGAAGGGAGGCAAGAAGCAGCUCCAGAAACUGGAGUCCAGGGUGAGUUAA
Coregonus sp. 'balchen' is the source of this 12120-nucleotide messenger RNA. NCBI's taxonomy places the organism in Eukaryota, Metazoa, Chordata, Actinopteri, Salmoniformes, Salmonidae. The record is from the annotation of a GenBank genome assembly.